ACUGUCCAGGGCACCGUCUCUCCACAACCAAUAUGCACCCCAUCAGCGUAGUUCUCGUUCUAGCAGGAGCAGUGCUCCUAUUGGCCGUUGAAACGGGACAUGGAGCUACGGUCACUACCACGGCGGCGCCCGAUGCUGGCGGUGCAGCUGGACAGGCUACAGAAGCUCCAGUUUCCAGCAACGGCGGUGUUUUAACAGUUGCUGGGCACGGUUCCUCGGGAAACGCUGGUCGAGCUGACGAGCCUGCGGAAGAACGAAAAUACAUAGAGAAAAUGGCCAAAGAGAGUUGCGAGAAAGCCAGCCAAGAAACCAUUCCACCCGGAGACGUCAGAUACUUCGCUUUGGUAGGAGUUAAGAAGUAUUACUACAUCUGCAAAGGACCCAAGGCACUUCGAGUCGAAUGUACACCCCACAUACUCGACAAAAUAUGUAAGGACAUCAGCAGGAGCACGCCCUGAUGAUAGCUGCUACUGGAUACGACGGUUGACGUGAAGAAAAACGAAGUGACGGCGUUAUCGGGCCCAAAACAGCAGACAGUCCUCCUUGUAAGCUGAUUAUUUGGAAUAAACCCUCCUCAAAACACUC
Ornithodoros turicata is the source of this 585-nucleotide messenger RNA. RefSeq lists its product as uncharacterized. Lineage: Eukaryota; Metazoa; Arthropoda; Arachnida; Ixodida; Argasidae. The transcript is spliced from 5 exons. The record is from RefSeq and is a predicted model, not a curated record. Bases 33 to 458 code for a protein of 141 amino acids.